This is a messenger RNA of Vollenhovia emeryi, 1851 nucleotides long. RefSeq lists its product as uncharacterized. The record is from RefSeq and is a predicted model, not a curated record. The coding region runs from base 1 to 1851 and encodes 616 amino acids. Lineage: Eukaryota; Metazoa; Arthropoda; Insecta; Hymenoptera; Formicidae. The transcript has a single exon. Gene Ontology annotation, molecular function: nucleic acid binding. Gene Ontology annotation, biological process: DNA integration.
AUGAAGAAGGUCGCGGAAGCCGUGAAGGUUGACAUUUCAGAGAGGCACUAUUGGACGGAUUCCAAAAUAGUUUUAGCUUGGAUAGGUUCGCCUUCCAGGAGGUGGCAAACAUUUGUGGCGAAUAGGGUGAGCGAGAUUCAGGAUAGUUCGUCUCCAAACGAGUGGCACCACGUAAAGUCACGGGAUAAUCCUGCCGACAUGAUAUCUAGAGGGUCAACUCCCGUGCAGUUGAAUAGCUCUACGUUAUGGUGGGAAGGUCCGAGUUGGUUAAAAACUGAGACUGAUUUUUCAGAAACUGAAAGCCGUGGUGCGGAUCUGGACGGUAUACCCGAAGAGCGCAAGGUGGCGUCGAUGGCGAUAGCUAUAGUUAGUAAUACAGUCGUGGAAUUCGACAAGUUUUCUUCCUACUCUAAGUUGUUGCGUGUCGUGGUUUACGUAUUGAGAUUCAUAAGCGGUUUGAGAAAGCGCGCUAACACGGAUGCGACAGAAUAUAUUUCUUUGGUAGAGUUAAGGGAGGCGCGAAAUGUAAUAAUUAGAUUAGUCCAAGCAGCGGCUUGGAGAGACGAAAUCCGUAAAUUAAGCGAUAACCAGGCGAUCAAUAGAAACUCUAAGUUAAUUGGUUUGAAACCAUACAUAGGCAAGGACAAGCUCGUGAGGGUGGGCGGAAGGUUAGAUCGUUCGUCGUUGGAUGAGGACGCGAAGCACCCACUGAUUAUUCCGCCCGAGCAUUACGUCACCAAACUAAUUGUUAUGGAGAAACAUAAUAAGUGUUUCCAUGCUGGGCCUACGGCUACGUUGGCGGCGGUAAGGUGUGAGUUCUGGCCGAUUUCCGGGCUAAGCGUCGUGAAGAAGCAUUUGAGAAAUUGUGUGGUGUGUCGCAAGGCGGACCCGAUGCCAUAUCAGCAGCUGAUGGGGCAACUUCCGGAGGCGCGAGUGCAAGUGUCAAGAUCAUUUGCAAGGGUAGGAGUGGACUACUGUGGACCCUUAUUCGUGAGAGACCGUGUGAGAAGAAACAGUAAGCAGUACAAAGCUUACGUGGCUGUAUACGUGUGCAUGGCAACGAAGGCGGUCCACAUCGAACUAGUGGACGACAUGACCACUGAGGCGUUCAUAGGAUCCCUGAAGCGAUUUACGGCGAGACGAGGAUUACCGUCGGACAUUUAUUCCGAUAAUGGCAGAAACUUCGUCGGGGCAGAAAGAGAGAUUCAACGAAUUCUCAACGAUCCUCAAUUUAAGAAGAGGAUCCCUGAACACUGUUCCGUCGAGGGUGUGAACUGGCAUUUCAUCCCAGCUAGAGCACCGCACUUCGGCGGCCUCUGGGAGGCGGCAGUCAAGACUAUGAAGCGACAUCUAAAACGAACAAUAGGAGAGGCGUCGCUCACUGUAAACGAGAUGAUCGCGGUCUUAACCCAGAUCGAGGCGAUCAUGAACUCGAGACCUAUCACUCCGCUUUCUGAUGAUCCGCGGGAUUUGGAGGCGUUGACUCCCGCGCAUUUUCUUAUUGGCAGUUCGAUGGCAGCGUUACCUGAACACGAUCUACAGGAGGUACCGACGUCUAAACUGUCCAGAUGGCAGCACAUCGAACAACUCCGUCAAAGGUUUUGGUCGCGGGAAUAUCUGUCCGCGUGCCAGCAGCGGUCCAAGUGGAAAACUUUAAAGCGCGAAACAAUACGCGCGGGACAGCUAGUGAUGCUAAAGGAAGAUGAGGCGAUGCCAUACAAAUGGACGAUGGCGAGGGUGUUGGAGACGCAUCCGGGCGUCGACGGAGUAGUGCGCGCCGUAACGUUGCGUACUGCUAAGGGGCAAUAUAAAAGGCCCAUAGUAAAGUUAGCACCUGUGCCUUGUGACUAA